AUGGUCGUAACAACAGAUGGUCACAACAUAGAGACUCGGCAUUGCGUGGAAGUGGCUGAUCAUGAAUUAGGGGAUGAGGAUUACGACCCAGAGGUGGAUGAAGUUCCGUCGUUUGAUGACCACAUCGACGACUUGUUUGCUGCUCAAGAAGUCGAAGGUCAGCAUAACAACAAGAAAUCUAAAGAUACAGAUUUAUGGGAAGUUACUAGAGUAAUUUUGUUUCCUAUACACUUAGAGGACGGUGUGAGAAAAGUUUCUAAGCUGAGCGUGAAGGAGGCUAUAGGCCUCCCUUCCAAUACGAAAAUAGUACUCCAGUUUAACAGUGAGCUGCAACCGAUUGGUCAGGCGACAGGAUUAUUGAGUGGUUUCAUAGGGAGUUUGGGUGCGGAUUAUUCCCGGUUCCCCAUACACUUAGAAAGUUGGAAGCUGGUGAGCAAAGCAAAGAGGGAUCAUGCGUACAACAUGCUUAAGCGGGUCUUUUACUAUGAGGACGAUGCUGGAGGAAAAAUAAAGCGUGAUAUUUUGAAGAGGAUAGGAAAGAACUGGAAGGAUUCAAGGCAUCACUUGUUUCAUAGGUGUUACAAACAAAUAAGGACUUAUGAGGAAAAUCUUCAGCAUCACCCAAAAGGAAUAGACAAAAAUGAUUGGAAAAAGUUCGUUGACUAUCGCCUGAAUGAAGAAACGCAGAAAAAGUGUAAACAGAACACUUUAAAUCGGAGCAAGCAACUUUACACACAUACUGGGGGCUCCAAAAUCUUGGCAAGAAAAAAAGACGAAGUGGAGAGAGAGCAAGGAAGGCCCGUUGGUAGAGGAGAGUUGUUUAUCAUGACUCAUAAGAAAAGAGAUGGCUCAUAUAUCCACCCUGAUGCGCGUGUUAUUAGUGAAGCAAUUGCGAAUGUUGAGAGGCAGGAUGGAUCCUCUAAGCACAUUUCACAGAAUGACUCGCUAGCACAAGUUCUCGGAAAGGAGCACCCAGGACGAGUUCGUGCCCUAGGUGUUGGACCAUGUCCCACCUAAAUCUUUGGUAACACUGCUGGACAACCGUCGGGUUCUGCAGAGUCCAAUGCAGAGGAUAAGAGGAUGAUUGCAGAAUUGACGGCUAAGUUAGAAGAAGAGCAAGCGAAGAGACAGUCAAUACAUAAGGUCUUGGGAUAUGUAGUCCAACAGUUAGGAGGCAAUUUGCCAGUUGAGAUUGUUGAAGAGCUGGCUUUUGUGGGCGGUACACCGGACUCGUCAUGUGCAUGGCCAUCUUCAUCUAGAAAUCACAACCCGCAACAAAAAUCUUGAAUUUCAAUUAAUGGUUUUGGAUACCUUUUACAUUUAAGUUGGUUUAGUACGUUAGGCUUAUUUUAUCCAACUUGAGCAUUCUUACUUUAUUUUGGAUGAUAU
Molecule: messenger RNA, 1389 nt
Organism: Arachis ipaensis
Lineage: Eukaryota; Viridiplantae; Streptophyta; Magnoliopsida; Fabales; Fabaceae
Source: RefSeq, a predicted model, not a curated record